AUGCCAUCUGAGGAGCACGCCUCAAUUGAACUAAUCGGAACAGACAGACCUGCUUUAUUGUUUGAAGUAUGUGCGGUUCUUGCUAACCUUCAUUGUAAUGUGGUGAAUGUUGAAAUAUGGACACAUAAUGCUAGAGCUACAACUAUUAUUCAUGUGACAGAUGAUGUUAUAGGGUGUACAAUUGAUGAUACAAAGCGGCUCUCCACAAUAAAGGAAUUGCUUUGUAAUAUUCUUAAGGGAAACAAUGACUUGAAGACAACAAAAAUGACACUUUCACCUCCUUAUUUACGCAUAGGGAGAGAAGAUUACAUCAAAUCAUGCUUGUUGAUCGGGACUAUGAAAAGGCCUAAUCUGUUGUUUGAUACUGUUUGCACUCUAACUGACAUGUUGGGCUUUAGGGUGUUUGUGGAUAAAAGGGACAUAUGUAUGGAUUCAAUGUAUAGGAAGGAAUUGCAAAGUGUAUUGGGAGGGAAGGCUAUGAGUUUGCCACAGGUGUUUAUUAGAGGGAAGCAUAUUGGUGGUGUGGAUGAGAUUAAGCAACUUCAUGAGGUUGGAGAGUUGGCAAAGCUUUUGGAAGGAUUCCCAACUCAAGAUCCAGGGAUUGUUUGUGACAGUUGUGGGGAUGCAAGGUUUGUGUCGUGCCUAAAUUGUAAUGGAAUUCGAAAAGUGUUUAAGGAAGAGGAAGGGAAAUUGAAGAGGUGCUCGAAUUGCAAUGAGAACGGAUUGAUUCGGUGCCCAAAUUUCUACUCUUGA
Molecule: messenger RNA, 753 nt
Organism: Ilex paraguariensis (yerba mate)
Lineage: Eukaryota; Viridiplantae; Streptophyta; Magnoliopsida; Aquifoliales; Aquifoliaceae
Source: the annotation of a GenBank genome assembly